Messenger RNA from Leptinotarsa decemlineata (Colorado potato beetle), 4124 nucleotides. RefSeq names its product CLN7/MFS domain-containing 8 (gene Cln7). The record is from RefSeq and is a predicted model, not a curated record. Gene Ontology annotation, biological process: transmembrane transport. Gene Ontology annotation, cellular component: lysosomal membrane. Gene Ontology annotation, molecular function: transmembrane transporter activity. NCBI's taxonomy places the organism in Eukaryota, Metazoa, Arthropoda, Insecta, Coleoptera, Chrysomelidae.
CCAUGGCGACUGAACGACUACGAUGUAGAUGGCUGUGUGAUGCAGGUUUCACAGUUCACGCGCCUUUGUUAUUGUUUUGGUUACUUUCACAUUCGAAUGGAUUGAAUACAAUAGUCAUAUGUUUUGUGACAGAUUCGUGAUCAAGUCGGAGGAAAGUCUGGUAUUCGCUAGGAUUUUGAGAAAGUGCUUUGUUAUUUUCCACAAAUAUUUUGUAAUCCAAUUGGGACGCAUUCAAUUCUUAUACUAUUGAAUCAUGAUAUUCUAUUAGUGUUCUCAGGUUUAUUUAGUGAACAUUGAAAAGAAAUCAUAACAUGAUUUUAUGGAUGAAUUUCGACUUCCAAACAAAGGAAUGAAAUUUCAGGAUGCCAUGGUUGGGGAAAAAAACAAAGCAAGUUCGAGAUAUGUUAAGGUCAAUGAAUGAAUCAAAUUUUCAAGAUAAUCUCGAAAGUCCGCAAGAAUAUAAAGAACGAUGGCGUUCUAUUUACAUUAUAUAUUUUACUAUGUUCCUUAUAUCUCUGGGAUUCAGCAUAAUAGUGACUGGCGUGUGGCCUUACUUGGACAAGUUAGACCCAACUGCAGGAAAAGAGUUCAUGGGAUUUGUAGUCGCUGCCAAUCCUUUUGGACAGAUGCUGUUUUCGCCAUUGGUAGGAUGGUGGAGUAACAGAUUAGGUUCCAUACGAAUGCCCCUGAUAUUUUCUCUGGCAGUUUUCACGAUAUCGAGUGCCAUGUAUUCCUCUUUGGAAUUAUUUCCAAGUCACAGAAAACAUUGGAUGCUGUGGUCACGAUUUUUGGUUGGAGUUAGCUCAGCCAAUAUUGCUGCUUGCCGUUCCUAUUUGUCGGCAGCGACUCGAUACUCUGAAAGAACGAAAGCUGUAUCGAUGAUAUCCCUGGCGCAAGUACUUGGAUUCGUGAUAGGUCCUGCAAUUCAAGCCACAGUGGUACCCCUUGGAGGAGAAGGCGUCUGGCUCAUCAGAAAUCGACUAAGACUGAAUAUGUAUACGGCUUCUGGAUGGAUAAACGUCGUCCUUUCCCUACUUAAUAUUUACCUUUUCUUCCCUACUGUCUUCAAAGAACGAAAAAUCGCUCUCAAAGAAGCCAUGCUGAAAUUAGGCAAAGAUAACGCCAGAGAUACUUGGAAAGAAGAGAGAACGAAUCUUUUUUCGGCAUGGUCUCUAGUUGUAUCGUUUUUCGUCAUAGUGUUUAAUUUCAUGCUGUUGGAAACUCUUGGUACUCCAGUAACCAUGGAUCAGUUCGCUUGGUCCAAAAGCGAGUCACUGUGGUAUAUGGGGAUUCUGAUGUCCGUGGGUGCUGUUUUAUCCAUUGCGACAUUCGCAUCGAUAACACCCCUGUGCCGGAAAUUCUCCGAAGUAAAAAUUAUGAUUUGGGGUGGAUUUUUCUUCAUGGUUCUUGGAAGAUUAUCUUUCAUUCCACUUUCUGGAGAUCCACCACAAGUUUACGACGCCGAUUUCAAGUUGAAUUUAACAAAGUUCUGUGAUAUGGUUAUGAAAAAUAAAUCUGUUGAAGUAGAUGUUGAAUCGCUGAAUAGAACUUUGAGAACUUUUGGUACGUUUUUAGAUGUGAACAGUACAAAUGAAGAAAGUGUGAGAACAACGACUCUGAACUGCGGGGAAGACAUUGUGGGGUGUCCAAGUAAUCAGGAAUGGUGUAAAUUUACUCCGCAGAUGAGUCUCACUCAGUUCAUUAUAGGGUAUGUUUUGACUGCCUUCGGAUAUCCCAUUGGUGUAACGUUGAUCCAGACGAUAUUUUCCAAGUUGCUGGGAUCGAAGCCUCAGGGAGUGUGGAUGGGACUCAUGACUGGAUCCGGAUGUCUUUCUAGAGUAAUGGGGCCAGUUUUCGUAACGUACAUUUAUGAACAGUAUGGAACAAUUUGGACAUUCACUUUAACUGCCAUAAUGAUGCUCAGCUGCCUAAUAUGGUUAUUGAGUUUUCAGACCGUUUUGAAUCCCAAAGAAAUGGUCUCGAAGAAUGAAGGUCGGGAACUGAACGAUGCCAUGCAUUUUGAAUCUGUUAUUCUCAAUGAAGAGAACGAUAAAUAAAGUGAAAAGGGUGAAAAUUGUGAAUGGUUCAUUUUAUAUCUGACUUUUGAGUAUGUUUUAGGACAGGAUUCAAGGAAAAAGCAUAUAAUCUUCAGUCACGUGUAUGAAGUACUCAUAUAGUUUUAUACCUCAUGACAUCCAUGCAACUGAAUUUUCAUAAAAUUCAUGCAGAUGAAUCCUGAUUCUUCAGUAAAUACACUGAUGAUCUUUACUUUACACCCACAAAUAUUCAGGCGAUGAAAAUUUUCAUUCAAUUCUUCUCUAUGUGCACGUAUGAUCUGACCCGUACUAAGAAUCACACGCUAAAAGGUAAUACCUUGUUAAUCCUUAGCUAUUACAAGUUUUAGCUCCUGAGGGAUAUCGUCAAUAAGGGGUGACAGUUGAAUAAUGGAAAAUGACAUUAUUCACAACAGGCCAACAAAAAUUAAUAUAAAAAAAUAUGGCUUAUCAACGAACUGGGCAAAAAAAUGUUUUGAGAGUAUCUGCAGUACACUAGUCAACAAAUCGUUCGACUUUUCUUCCUGAAGAGAAAAACUCUUCUACAAAUACCAUACAUUUCACAAGUACUUCACAUAAACACUUCAAACUUCUAAACUUGAUGUGCAUGAUGUCUCGAUCAUACUGUGAUAUUAGAGAUGCCAUUUAAAAAAAUAUUAGAAUUUGUUUUGUGUUAAAAUUAUAGAGGUUCAGUCACAACUGACUAUUCUACUUUUAUUUCGAGCUAUGUAGUAAGGAGAAUGUUACACGAUCAGACAUGUUCCACAAUCAGACAAGGCAUGUAAUUUUGAAAUUCCAGCUGCGAGUUCGAUGUUUUUCAUUUGGAUAGUAGGGUUACACACGCAGUUUCGGUAAACAAAGUUGUAACGCUAUUCUUUUGGAUUUGAGCAUUUUUCAACAAAAAAUUUGUUUUCCUAGGUAAGUUUUUUCUAUCCUUGAUUUAAUAUUAUAAGCCUUAAUUUUUCUUUUGGAACUAGUUGUACAAAAACAAUCUGUUGAUCAGAUUUUGGGCUAUUUUAUUGACAUUUUAUGAGCGAGUUUACUUUUGUAGGUUAUUCAUGGAGUUCACAGUUGAAUUUAAUUUUGUAUUACGGUUUAAGUUCCACCAUCAGACAGCAUCUGUGUUCCACUAUCAGACGCUAUCUGAUUGUGGAACAUAAUUCGUGCCGUUAAAAAAUUGACUUAUGGAGCACCAUACGGUACUUUGGGAUUGGUUUCCGACUCUGGAUGGAUGACUCGUGAGUUGUUUCCAAGUACUUCAUUGAACAUACGCAGUUUGACGCAUUUUGACCUUACUACCGCAUACUUCCAACAAGAUGCAACCGUUAGAUGUCUCUGUGUUUUUUUCGUUCAAAUCAUUCUACAAUACUGCCUCACAAACAUGGCUUUUAGAACAUCCUGAGAUACCCGUUUCUAUUUUUGAUAUAGCUGGCUGUGUUAAUAAUGCAUUAAAAAAUCGAUGACGCCAGCUAAUAUAAAAUUCGGAUUUCGAAAAACUGGGAUUUAUCCUUUCGUUAAAUUCAUAUUUACAGAUGACGACUUUGCAAUUAGUAGCGUAACUGAUAGGAAUGUGGAUCAAAACAAUAAAGAAGCCCGACCACAUAUAGAUCCCAAUCAACCAUCAACGUUAUGUCAGUCUCCUCACUUUCAGCAUCAGUCAAUUUACACACAACUCCCACACAAAAUCAAAACACAGAAACUUUCGUGAGUCCGCAAGAAUUCAAAGGAUACCCAGUAGCUGAAAAACGAAAGGAUCAGAGAAAGAAGAGAGAAAAAGCUAAAAGUAUUAUCGCCACCGACACUCCAUAAAAGAUCGCCCUGGAAAUUAAACAGACAGACAGAGAAAAAAAAAGCUUGAAGAAGAAAAAUAUCACGAAAAAAAAGUAGGAUUCGAUGGAGACUCAACAGACGAUGAAAAUGAGAACGCGGCGAUGCUUCUAACUGAAGAUUCUGAUGAUGAAAUUGAUUUUGUAGGAGAAAUCGAUCCACCACCUCUUCUAGACAAGCUUAAUAAAAAGCCAGAAGUUGCCGAUUUUAUUUUGAUAGAAUUUAUAGACAAAAAGAAAAAAA